Messenger RNA from Batrachochytrium dendrobatidis JAM81, 1044 nucleotides. RefSeq lists its product as uncharacterized. The record is from RefSeq and is a predicted model, not a curated record. Gene Ontology annotation, biological process: intracellular magnesium ion homeostasis; magnesium ion transmembrane transport. NCBI's taxonomy places the organism in Eukaryota, Fungi, Chytridiomycota, Chytridiomycetes, Rhizophydiales. The transcript is spliced from 4 exons. Gene Ontology annotation, molecular function: magnesium ion transmembrane transporter activity. Gene Ontology annotation, cellular component: membrane. The coding region runs from base 1 to 1044 and encodes 347 amino acids.
AUGUUUUUUUCAGAAACCACCGGAGUCGUUCGUGCUCCCACAUUUGAUGAAAUCAAUUUAAACAAGUUUGACCGUCCAGUCAAGGACAUUCUCGAAGACGGUCCUUUUUGGCUAGAUGUUUGUCAACCUACUCCAACAGAAAUGUUUAAUAUCAGUAGGGCAUUUGGCAUUCAUCCCCUCACUGACGAAGAUAUUCAAACUCCAGAUACCCGCGAGAAAUGUGAAGUGUUCAACAACUAUUACUUUGUUGUCAUUCGAUCGUUUGAACAAGAUCAUGCUAGCUCAAGGUUCAUGGCUCCUAUUCCAGUCUACAUUGUCAUUUUCCGUGAAUGCGUCAUUUCUUUUCAUUUCAGACCAAAUCCGCAUGCAAGCAAUGUACUGAAUCGUAUCGACCAAUUGCAUGCAUAUGGAUUGCAAGUUACCACAGGCAAGUAUUUACACUGGAUCAACUAUGCGCUUAUUGACGAUAUUACCGACAGUUUCAUUCCGUUAAUUAAAUUCAUCGAGUUGGAAGUCGACAACAUUGACGAGCUCGUUCUCAUUCUCAAGGAAUCUGAACAAUCCGACAUGUUACGGCGGAUUGGACAUGCUCGAAAACAAGUCACUCAACUUCUUCGACUUCUUUCUACCAAAGCCGAUGUUGUUAAAAUGGUCAUUAACCGCUGUAUGGAGCGGCUUGCUCCUGAUUCUGAAACUCGUCUGUAUUUAGAGGAUAUUCACGACCAUGUCAUUACUAUGAUGCAAAAUCUGCUGCAUUCGGAAAAGACAUUGGGUAGAUCGCAUUCAAAUUAUUUGGCACAGAUUUCUAUUGAAAUCACUCAAGCCUCCAAUCGUACUUCUGAUGUAGUGAUGCGUAUGACUGCCUUGGCUAGUAUUCUGGUACCGCUCAAUGUUGUUACUGGUCUUUGGGGAAUGAACGUCCAAGUUCCUGGGCAGGAAGUAGAUGGACCAGUCGAUUUGCGAUGGUUUUUUAUGAUUUUAGCAGGCAUGACAAUUCUCGCUGCCUUUAUAUUUUACAUUAUGCGCAAAGUAAAAUUAGUAUAA